Molecule: messenger RNA, 5386 nt
Organism: Hemibagrus wyckioides
Lineage: Eukaryota; Metazoa; Chordata; Actinopteri; Siluriformes; Bagridae
Gene: mag
Product: myelin associated glycoprotein
Exons: 13
Coding region: 331-2265 (644 amino acids)
Source: RefSeq, a predicted model, not a curated record
CUCCAUCUAGCAUAGAGGGAGUGGAGAGAGUGUUGGGGCAAGGUACAGGGGGAGGAGAGAUAGAAUAAACUUGACUCCAGGUUGGGUGGUACAAGGGGAUAUGUGGGGGUGAGUGUGUAUCAGGAUACGGUUGCUCUCCCUGCUGAUUAAUGCUUGCUAUUUGACCAGAAGAGGAGGCCUGGAGUGAUUUGAGAUCUCCAAGAGAAGCGAAGCAGUGGAGCUUUCGCAGAAACAGAGUGGGAAGAAUUGAGCUUCAGCCUUCAGAAGGCCAGAGCAGAGCAGUGAGCUGGAGCUGGUAUGAGGUUAAUGGUCCUGAGUUAAACCGACACUAUGAAGUCCUUGGAACUGCUGCUGCCUUUACUGCUACUUGUAAGAGACUUACAUGCUCAAUGGAAUGUUUGGAUGCCCAGGGACAUCUCAGCCAUGACUAACUCCUGUGUGGUAAUCCCAUGCACCUUCAUAUACCCCUCGGGAGUCAGGCCAUUCAGGGGCACACAUGGAAUCUGGUAUUUUGGCCAGCCCUAUCCACAACUUUUCCCUCCAGUGGUUUUCAAGUCGCGCACAGACAUUGUGCAUGAAAGCUACAAAGGUCGUACCAAGCUCUUGGGUGAUCUCUCGCAGAAGAACUGCACGCUGCAAAUCAACAACCUUGGAGUUGAGCAUUCAGGGAGGUACUACUUCAGAGCCGAUCUAGGAGGAGCAAACAUCUACACCUACCCAGAUUUCACUGAGCUCAGGGUGUUGGACCAGCCCAACAUUGACGUCCCAGAAGAAAUAAUCAGUGAUAAGAGCUUGGAUUUGAUUUGCUAUGCUCCAGACAACUGUCCUGACAUGACUCCUGAGAUCAACUGGAUGUACACAGACUAUCUCCCUUAUCCUCGUUUUGAACCAGAAUAUGCGGAGGAAGGCAACACAGCAGUGAUGUCUAGCACACUUUCUUUCACACCCAGAGCUAUGCACAAUGGUCAAAUGGUGGGCUGCAGAGUCCAUUACCCCAACACCAAUUUGUUCUAUGAGCGUGUUAUCUACCUGGAUGUCAAGUAUGCUCCUCGCAAUAUCUGGGUAAAUGCCUCUCAGGAGAUCAUGGAGGGGAGUUCAGUGGUGCUUCACUGCGAUGUGGACAGCAACCCUAUACCACGGAUUUCAUGGUACUUUGAGAAUGAUGAGCUGAUGUCAGAAAUUGCCUCAAAUGCUUCUCUUUUUCUGGAUUCCGUGACUGCAGAGCAGGACGGUUUAUACACCUGUGUAGGGGACAAUGGCUAUGGGACAAUGAACACCUCCAUGUACUUGGCUGUCACAUAUCCUCCAAGAGAACCAGUGGUGAACGAAUCUCUGGUGGUGAUGGAAGACACCUCUCUGACUCUCUAUUGCAGCAGUAAGGGCAAGCCUGCCCCUACAAUUACCUGGCUGAAGGAUGGAGCGCUGAUAGGAACCAUAAAAGCUGGAGAGCUGUCCAAACUUGAGCUUACAGAUAUCAACCCACAGGCUGAUGGCACUUACCGCUGCCUGGCUGAGAAUGAAUAUGGCCGGGCCAGCAGUUCUCUAAACAUCACUGUGGAGUUUGCUCCCAUUUUCCAAGAUUCCAAGUGCACCAUAGUGCGAGAGGGUGUGCAGUGUGUCUGCAUAGCCACAGGGAAUCCUGAGCCAUCCAUACUAUUCUACCUGCCUGACCGCAAUAUCACCAUUAAUGAUACAAAUGGCCGUUUCAACUUCUACACGCAUUCGGAUGGCUAUACAUCAACAGGCAUAAUCAAACUGAGGGAGAAGGGUGACCGGGAAAACAACGAAGACAUUGCUGUUCAUGUACACUGCAGCAUUUCUAACGUUUAUGGCUCUCAGUCUAUGCAGCUGGAGCUGCAGCAAGAAAAAAAAUACCUGAUGGCUGUGAUAGUGGGAACCAUUGGUGGAGUGGCAGUUAUUGCUUUUAUCAUUGCAGCCGUAAGAUAUGUGGGACAAAACAAUAAAAAAGAGAAUGGCAACCCUGGGCAGGACGUGGGCUCUAGAGUGGAGAAUCCCUCCAUGUACUACAGCGCAGUCAAGAAGGACAAACAAAGUCUCAGGAAAAAAGUGCUUAAGACUGAGCUGCUGGGCUCUAAGUUUAAUUCCAUCCUAGAAGAGAGCACGGGAGAAGACAGCGAUUACCAGCAUGUUGGCCCGACUGCAGGCAUGGAGAGGCAAGAGCUGAACUUUCUUGGGCGACGCCGAGAGGGAGGAUUGGGGAGGGGGGAUGACACCACUGACUACACAGAGAUCAAAGCCAAAUGAAUCGCGAUCCUUCCCUGAAGCCUCGUCCGAAAGGGAUACAGUGGCCUCUAGUUCCCAACAAAUACCUUAGCCCAGUUUGCUUUAAUCUAUACCAGUUAGCUUGCCCAAAUUGAUGUUUUGAUGAUUACGCAAAUGUAUAAUUCUAUUGGCUUGGGCAAUGUUUGCCUAUUUUACUGUAAUGAUUCUGAAAAGAAGGUUUUCUGAAAAGAAGCCAGUCCCUGCAAUGCAACCAUAAGUAAUAGCAUUGCUGCAUUUAGAUAUAAUGCAGUAUAGAGUCCAAACGGUCUUGCAAGAGGUGUCCUACACCAUUCACAGAAUUAUAUAAAUUUUAUAUUUUUAAGUACUUGUUGAGGAAGGCCUUGGUUCUCGGAUCUCUUUCACUAGUGGUCAUUCACACUGUGUCCGCAGCAAGCCGAAGCGUCAGGGAACGAGACAUGCAGCAUGUCUCGAAUUUCUAGCACUAUCUCCAGAAGAAUGUUUUCUCCAGAGGAUCUCUCAGCCACUUUCUAAGUGUACCAUGAUAAGUGCUCAGUGAUGUAUGCAUUCUGUAUUUCUAAUGAUAUACCCUAGAGUGAUUGUUAGAUUGUCUUAGAGUUUGUGUGACUCCACAAAGUAAGGAGAAGGAUAUUGUUUACCUAGUGAAAAUCUUUGAAGUGGGUUAAAGGAAUGGCUGGCUGGUUAUUGGUCAUUUUCUUCUGUAUAGCGCAGAGUGAUGAUGUUUAUGAUGUUGAUGAUGUUUAGAUCAAACAGAAACUUUUGCAGUUAAUUUUCCCCUGUCAUACAUACAAGCUUAAGAGGUGAUUAGUGCACUUAUUUGCCUUUGAAAAGUGAAAUUGGUUUAAGUUGCAGUAUUCCUUGCGGAAAAAAUAAUAGGCAUUUAAUUUCAGUGCUAUUACAAUGUGAAGUACUGUUUUAAAGAGGAAAGGGUGUCACGACUAAUGUGUCAAUGACCUUGCUUUUCUACACAUUUAAGACACAUGGCAAAAGGAGUGGACAUUUACACCCCCUCUUUCUUGUAGUCCAUUUCUUGCCAAUAUAUAAUUGUGUUUGGUUUUGUUUCUAAGCUGGAGACACAUCUCCAGACUAUUUUUAUUUUAUUAUUAUUUUUAUUAUUAUUAUUAUUAUUAUUAUUAUUAUUAUUAUUAUUAUUAUUAUUAUUAUUAUUAUUAUAUUUUUACAAAGUCUCUACUCUAAGGGUGAAUUCAGAAUAUCGGCCAACCAACCACGAAGACAGCAGAAUGCAAUCCAACACAGCCAAAUACAUAUUCAAAGCACAGAGCAAGUCUGUUAAAAUGAAUACACAAAACACGUCAUAUUCAAAACUAUCCCUUUACCCGGGGUGCUUUAAUGAAAUGUAUUAUUUAUUAUCCUUAAAACAUCCUCUAUUGAGGUUAUAGCAAAUUCAUCACUAUGUACAAUGUAUGUACAUAUCUCAAAGCUUAACCUAUAAAACCUGAUUUUUACUAAAUAUUUAACACAUAAAAUCACUUACCUUGCAUUUGUAAAGAAUUCAUGAAAAGCACCAAUAUGAAGGCAUAUGAAAUAUGUAAAUAUGCAUCUAUUCUCUGUUGUGAAUCCUUUAAACCCCAAUAGAAGGGGUUUUUUUUAUUGGAGUUGCAGCACAGAAAUAUAAAACAGGCUAUUAAUAACAGAUUUAUUUAUAAAAAAAAAAUGCAUACAUUUAGGAGAGCAUUUUGCUAGUCCAGUCUAAUUAUUUACUUUGUGUACUGUAAAGAGUAUUUGUAAGCAUUUGACUGUGUGAUGAUAAUAACGAUGAAUUUUUGUUUUAUUAGUUAUGUAAUAAUUUAUACAGGGACUUUGCAACCCUUGAACAAAACAACACUGUUCAGAGCUAAUCGUGCAUUUGAUUUUUUUUUUCCUUUUCUUUUGUUUUGUUAAAAAAUGUUCACCUUCAAUGCCAUCUUUAAAACAAACAAAUAAAGUAAACAAGAUGGGAGAAAAAAUCACCUACUGUACAUUUUGUUUAAUUAAAAAUGCGAAAGGUAAAAAUGCCAUAUAUUGCUAGAUUAGUGUGUAGUAAUUAAAAAAAUCACUGAAACACAAACCAACAGAAACAUCCCAAAUGCUAUGUAUUAAUGCAAAUGUAUCAUUAUUACAUGCUACCAUGGCUGUUGGUGAUUAACAUGUGGUUUUGUUUCAUGUAAUUCUUUGGCCUUGAGGCAGCAAAGUGAUCCUGAAUAUAUAAUGUGGUCAGAGAUUACCAGCAGUGUUUUUGUUCCUUUUUUAAGAGUAAUUCCCCAUAUUAUUGUAAUAUUGCCAUACUAUCAUUGUAUGAAUUUAAAUUCAGAUACUAAAUUUAUGAAGGUCAUGAUGAAGUGAGCAUAUUAGGCCCUGCUCUCUGGAGAAUGGUGUCUUUAAUGAUGUUAUAAAUUUGCUGCACGACACAUUCAUGUUCAUAUGCCAUGGAGGAAGCAUGAAUCAGCUUCUGGCUUCUGUAUAUAGCGACUGUACAGUAGGAGAGACCUAACUAGGACUGGGAUUCCUCUGUAGAGACUUGUCAUAAUCACUGUUUGUGUUUUAGAGCGGCCCACAUCAAAUUACAAAUGACCUUCACGUCUAAGUCAAAAGAAGAAGCUUUUUUCAAAAAAUGUGAGCUGAAUGCUAUUCAGAGACGGAUUUAUAAUUUUUUUUUUUCUAGGAUGAAAAAAUAUAUUUAAGGAACUGUAAAAUUAUUAGUGUACAUCAUUUUCGACCCACCAGUAUAAAAAAGGGGGGAAACAAAUGUGUGUGUGUGUGUGUGUGUGAGAGAGAGUGUGAGAGUGUGUAAGAAUGUAUAAAUGUGUGUGAGAGUGUGACUGAGUGAGACCAGGGCAGUCAUGCAUGAUUGAAUACACUUGUGGUUAGAACACUCAUGCAAAGAAAUGUUUAGGGGCAUGUAAAAAGUGGAAGUGCUUUUUAAAGCCUGAGGAAGGAUGUGAAAGCAGUUAGAACAGCCUUUAACACCACACAAAUUCUAUCAUCAGUCAAAAUUAAACAAGAGCUGGAGAAAGGACGACGUGACAGAAAGAAAGAGAUCUGGCUUUGGGUUCGAGUGAAUUCUGAGAGAUGAUUGUGCUACUAAUCUUUGUAUUGCUCUUCCCAUUCACACUAAAUAGCAAAG